Messenger RNA from Cherax quadricarinatus, 20154 nucleotides. Lineage: Eukaryota; Metazoa; Arthropoda; Malacostraca; Decapoda; Parastacidae. The record is from RefSeq and is a predicted model, not a curated record.
CCGGCGGCAGGUGUGGAUGGGGUGUGCUCCAUCCCGUCCAACCCACACACGGUUACCCCCACCGGACGCCCCUUUAACCUCUCACCACAAUCAUCAUGUUGCAUGGUGCUAAUAGAAUAUUCACUUGUUUUAUAUACUAAUACGCUACUCGCACUCUAUCUUCGUUGUCGGAUAUUGCAUUAUGGAAGAGGAUUGUGAAUAGGAAACAGUGAGUAGGCGGGUCUGAGCUAUAUCUGGGGUGUGUCGUCAGCGUGGCACCGCCCCUCAGUGGUGGCACGGUAGCGCCACUAGGCGCAGGCACCCCGCACUGGGUAUAAUUAGUGGUGAGACACAAGCCGUGAGGAAAGGAAGGAAAGGCAGGAAGGCAUUAGUGAUUCUCUGUGGUGAUCUAACAAGUGCUGCCUUAACAGCCAUGGAGACGUGCCUGGCGGGGCGCUAACGAAGCCAGUGAUCACAUCAAUAGUGCCAGGUGUGCUGAACCUGAGAACCUCAACAUGUCGGACACAGGGGGAGGUUCGGCCACCUCGCCCACGCCCGGGAUGUCGGACAGCGAAGGCGCGGGCGGAGGCGGGCGCACCAACUCAGCCUCGGGAUUGUCACGCACCUCAGGAACGAGUAGGACCUCCCUGGUGCCCCCAGCACCCACUACCACCAUCAGCACUAUUGCUGUGCAGUCCGGCACCACCAGGAUCGUCAUCGCCCUGCUACAGAGUGCAGAAUGGCUGGAGCUGAGGGUGGUGGAGCUGACGCCGGGAAUGGUGUACCUGGGCGCCAACCUGGAGGAGGCCACCCAGCUCUUGCACGCCCACGAGGACGUCCUCACCAAGCUUCAGGUAAGUCACGCUUGUCCUCUCUCCUUCUCCUACCUUGCUUGGUCAGGGUCACAGUCAGGUCCCGAUCAUCCUCUCUCCUCGCCCACCCUCCCUUGGUCAUGUCCACAGAUCCUGACCCUCUUCCCCUUCCUCUCUAGGUCAGGGCCACAGACAGGUCCUUCCUCCCCACAUCCCCCCCCCCUUCGUCUUCCUAGGAGAGCACAGCAGUACAGUGAUAGCAUGGACGCUGCUGAACGAGCUUACACCGACAAUGUGAUGCCCAACGAUGCCGAGGGAGCCAGGCAGCUGCUGUCAUCAUUACACGAUCACAAACGAGCAGUUCUCGAGGCCUCCAUGUACACCCUGCAAGAGGCACAGGCGCUAUUGGCACGUCUUAGAGGCUUGUCUUCUGAGGGUGCCACGCUCGACUCCAGACCCCUUCAUAUAAAGACUAACAUAGAGUUCGUUAACUUUGAGAGAAUUAUUAAUUUUUUCCCUACUCAGGAUCUAACAGAAGCUGUGACAGCUCUUAAGCAACUGCGAGAUGAAGUUUCACAACACCAGGGACUAGGAGAGUCACAAAGCAAUGCAGAGAUUCUCUACCAUGAUCACAUCAAGAGAGAAGUUGCAGCAAAGGAACAGCAAGACAGAUGUAUUAGGCUGCUGAAAACUGCAGAAAAUAUGGCUUCUGGAGGUCACUAUGCUGGAGUGGAAGCACGAUCAAGAGCAUACUCAGUUCUAGAAGCAGCCACGGCUCUUCAUGAAACCUGUGACACUCGUACUGCACUCCUACAGCAAGCCAUCCUCUUCUUCAGAUUGGCUCAGACUGCAUUAACAAAGCUCGACCAGGCUGAGGUACAAGUUGCAGGUCUUGGCCGAGAAGGACCACAGCGCCUCUCUCUAGUGUUGGGGGUUGUAGAGGAGGCUGUCCAACCUGCUCUGACAGAAGGGUAUGCCAUCCUUGAAGUCACUGGUGGCAGAAAUCAGCCUCAUAAUAUGGGUAUAUCAUUAGUGGUGGAAGAACUGGAACGCCGCCGUAGUAACUUGUCUUCCAUCUGUGUGUCUUCGACUGAACAAGUUCUCCAACGCACAGAACUCUCUAAUGCCUUCCUUGAACAGUAUAAUACUAUUGAAUCAUGGCUGGUUCGCAUUGGUGAUGCUUUCCUGCAAGGACAUCAGGAUCCAGGUGGCUCCCUCAGUCUUGCCAAAGACUUCCUUCACCUCCAUCAAACACUCAGUCAUGAUGUUAUGGAGAAGAAAAACGAAAUCGAUGCGCUUUCAACUUUCCUUGACAAACUCUUACCCGACUUGUCAGCAGAAGAAGGAACAGGCUAUCAAGAAAAAAUGCAGGCACUUCAAGAGCAUUGGGCAAUGCUAAAGAAACUCUUAGAUGUUCGUAUUAUAAUUAGUGAAAAGUAUGUUAAGUUCCACGAAGAUGCUGAGGCUGUGAAUAAUGCACAUGAAGCCCUUGAAUUACUCCUUAAAGAAGCUCAGGGAGAAGAUCGGGGUGCUGAGGUAGAAGCUAUGUGGGAACAAGUUCAGAAGCUGUAUCUUGACCUUUGUAACACAGGAAAAGCAUUCUGUCAAGAUGUUAGAAGUGCAGAGGAUCCUUACUUGGACUCAAAUCGUGCAGUGUUGUGUGUGGAAUCUAUACUGGAGCAUCUAGGCAAACGGCGUCUUGUUAUCACUGACUUGCAUUCUCACUUCCACAUGAAGAUUACUGCAACCAAAGAAAUGAUGGUUCUAUGGAAGACUUACAGAGAAAAUGUCAGUAAGAUGCAGUCUGAAAUGUCUCAAAUGGAAACAGAUUUCUGCCCACUCUUAAGAGGAAACACUGCAGACCCUGAAGGCAUGGCUAAUACACUGGAACAGAGACUAAACAUUUAUGUGUCUGCUGUAAAGAAAACUCAAGAAGAUAUUCAGAACAUGAUGACGAGAGCAGAAGUCAUGUCGUACAAAGGUGACGAUGGGGGUCAGCGUGAUGAAGUAAUUGGCUCCUUACUGCAGCUAUACCAGAAUCUACAGAAUAAAGCCACAGAAUAUCAAAUCUUGGGUCACAUGCUAAUACAGUGGUGUAGAAACAUUGCUGAGAUCCACCGUUCCUGUGACAAACUUGAAUCUCAGUUUAGCAGUGUAAGCCUUGAUAUUGGUGGUGUAGAAGGCCAGCUUAGAGAACAUGAGGCAUCGAAACAAGCAGUUUUGGAACUAAUGAAAUUUGCUCAAAAUGAAGCUGAUUCUAUAAUAUCCAAGAUUAAAGAUCAGUGUCCCCCUGAGGCUGGUGCCCAAGAUGUUGCUGUUAUUGAAGAGAUGCUGAAAAGACGGGGUAGAGAGUUUGAGACUGUGUGGCUUCAACAUCAAUACAUGCUAGAGAGACAACUGAAACGGUCACAGUAUCAUGUUGACCUCCAGGUGAUCAGUGACCAGCUGCGUGAUCUGAGUGAGCAGCUCAGUCGUAUGCGAGGUCAUUAUGGUGAUUCAUUGGCAGCAGCUACAAAUAUGCAGACUGCAUUCAAUCAGUUCCUGAUUACUGUUGAUAUGUUAGAAAACCGUAUUCAGACAUUUGUUAGUACAACCAUAAAGAUGUUGGGGCCAGAAGAUGACUCAGGAGAAGUACAAGAAGAUUUGGCAGAGUUGGAGAAAAAAUGGUCCACUUUCCAAAUGCAAGUUGGACAAUCCAAGAAAUCAAUAGAGCUUUCCAUAGUCUUUUACAAGCUUGUUGAAGAAGUAAGUUACAAAUACAGUACAGUACUGUUAUUUUGUAAUAAUUUGUGUUGCUUAGUACAUGUUCUGAUUGUGUUAUACUGUACAUUGAGCUUAUAUCAUUUCAAUGGAGAGUGUCUUUUUCUUUUCCAGGUUGAAGUUGUGAAUUACCAAAAUGCUCAGAUGUUAAAUAGUUUUACAGUUAUCAAUCGCAAUUUCAUUAUGAUGGUAGAAAAUUUGAGAGCUGCUGAAGAGCAUAGAGAAAAACAAAAGAGAGAGAAAGAAGAGCUAGCAGCUUCUCUUGCUGCUGCACAGGCUGAAGCAGAAGCUGCAAGAUUAGCAGCUAUUGCUGCAGAAGAAGCCAGAAAAGCAGCUGAAGAAGUAGCCAAGACUCUGGUUAUACCAGUAGAGCCAAUAGUACCACAAAGGGUGUGUAGGAAAAUGUUCUUUCAUUGUUUAAUUGAGAUUACUGAAAAUGGCAGAUUUUUUAUUUUUCAAAUGGAUGGCAGGGCGGGGCAAAAGUUCAAAUUGGAAUGCCAUGUGACAGGUUUACCAAGCCCUACUGUUACUUGGUUCCAUAACACCAAACCAGUCAAAGAAACUCCAGAUUGCAGGAUAACUUUUGAUGGUAGUAUUGCCACUCUGGUAAUGUCUGAGGCCUUCCCUAAGAAUGCAGGAACAUACACUGUAGUGGCCAAAAAUUCUGCUGGGGAAGGACAGUGUUCUGCAAAUGUUUCAGUAAAGGGCCGCAUCCCAACUGAGACGAGUGAUUCUGAGGUCACGUCUGACAUAGAUGUGGAGCCAGUGAAGCCGACAGUGCAGCUUCCUCUCAAGGAUACAACUGUUAAGGAGGGCAAAAGUGCCAGGCUUGAUUGUGUCAUUAUUGGACAACCAGAGCCUGAGGUAAUAUGGUAUCAUGAUGAUAAACCUGUCAAGGAAUCAAAUGACUUCAAGCUGCUGUUCCAUGGAGAUCGUUGCUCACUCAUUAUCCAGGAAGCAUUUCUUGAAGAUGCUGGCAUAUAUAGAGUGGUUGCCAUGAAUUCAGCUGGUGAAGCAUCAACAGCGUGUUUUCUGAAUGUUGAUCCAAUUCCUGAGCCAACUCCUCCUCCAGCACCUGAACCUCCUGCAGUAGCACCCAGAUUCUCUCAGUUACUGGUUGACAACCACGUCACGGAAGGAAAUCCCGUCACUUUACGUGCUACAGUCACAGGCCAGCCCAAGCCUACCAUUUCCUGGUUCAGGGAGAGCAUGCCACUUAUUCCUGAUAAUGAGCUACAGAUUCAUGAAAGCUCUGAUGGUAGUGUGAGUGCAACAAUCCAUGCUGCAACACUUGAUCAUACUGGUCAGUAUGAAAUUGUAGCCUCAAACACUGCAGGAACAGCCAAGUGUGUAGCAUACCUCAGCAUUGAGCCUCGACUGCCAACACCCCCACCUACCGAACACACCGAACCCCCAGUUUUUACCAAGCUUAUUACUGACACCACAGUCUUAUCUGGAGGCAGUGUUAAGUUUGAAGCUGAGGUUCAGGGGCUGCCUAUGCCCACGGUGAGUGACAGUAGUUCUUGCUUAAAGACAGUUUCUCAUGUUAUUGAUAAUUCAGAUAUUUCUGUUAUAGGCAGCGGUAACACUGAAGAGGCCAGGAAUCUGAAUUAUAUUUGCAUUGAAAAGUAUUCAAUUGAUGUUGAUGUACAAAAUGGUGAUGCUCAAGAUCUUGGUGAUGCUGACUUGGGAAUUGACGCAGGUGCUAAUAGUAGCAUGAAUGUUUUGGGGAAAGAUCAGUUUGCUGAUAUGAUGUUAAAAUUCAGUCAGUUGGGUUGUUUUCCUCUUUCUAAUGAUUAUCACAAUGAACAAAAGAAUAAUAAAACAAUUCAAGAAGAGGAGAAAGAUGCAUGUAAUAAACAUGAAAGCAUUAGUAAAUUAUCAAAAUUUCAUGACAUGAAAAUAUUAGAUUUUGACACAUAUUCCCGUUUCAUGAUGGAAAACAUUGUUGUUUAUGGUUCUCUUGAUGACACUGGAGAACCAGGAUCUGCACCAGAGAUAGAUCAAUUUUGUAAGUUCAAUGACAUUGAAGUUAUGCCUGCAGAAGAUUACUCUAAUCUGAUUGUAUCUGACUGUGAGUCAUCAAAUAGCUCAAUAGAAAGCAUUGCAGCUGAUGAAAGAGAUAAGCGUAGUGAUACAUUGUCCCCACCGCUUGAAUCUGGCAUUUAUAAAACCUCUUGCUUCCUUGAUACUGGAAUUAGUGAAUCCCUAGAACCAGUGAAACUUGCUGAUUUGUGGGAUCUAAUUAAGGAUAGAAUACCUAAUUCAGAUGUGGAUAACGAGAAUCAAGAUAAAGUGAAUAAGAGAGAUUUAUCCUGGGAAAAUGAUACUGACAGUAAUAAAAAAUCUUCAUCUCUAAGUUCUGAUUUAGAGCCUGAAUCAGGAUAUUUCUCAGGGACAUUCUCUUCACAUACUGUUAGUUCAGAAUCUUCUUUUGGAUCUCCAAGGUCUGGUAGAUCUAAGAGAAAUAGUUACACUUUUUCUUCCGAAGAAGAACCUUCAAGAAUAAGCAGCCCAAGUGAAGAUAAAUUGAUGGUUUAUUCUGCUGUCUCUGGAAAGAAUGUUGAUGAUAAUUGUACAGUAUUGUGUAAUUUUUCAAGUGAAAGCCCUUCUUUAUCUAAUAUUUCUAGGCAUGGUUUAGAUAUUCCCUCAAGUGUGUCAUCAAAGAAUAUGAAUGAAAAUGGAAAUUUUUUGGAUUCAUGCUUAACUGCAAGUGUAAAAGUUUGUGAUGAAUCUACAAAGACAUGUGACAAAGAAUGUAAAUCCAUCAUUGAUGAGGCUCAAACUGAGAAUGAUUUUAGGAAUGAUCCUAGUAAUCAUGCACUUUUAAUAAAUAGUGAAAAAAGUGAAGAUGCUUUCACUUCAAGCAAUGACUUAUCCUUAGAUAUUUCUAAUAUUCAUAUGUCAUCUGGAACCACUAUGACAGAACCAGAAGAUGAUGAAGAAAUUCCUCUGUACAAGUUACCUAAGAAGUGUGCAGCAGAGAGAGAGCACAUAUGUGGUAAUAUAGAAAUUGCUGUAAAUCGAUAUCUUACUCCAUCUCCUGAGUAUAUUUCUGAAUACCUAAGAUGCCCUAGUAGUUUGUCUGUAAUAUCAGAGGAAAGUUAUGUUUCAGAUUAUGAAGAUAUUUCUAAAGGUAGUAAUGACUCAAAUAAUAAUGAUGACUUUCCAGUGAAAUCUCUUCAGUUUGAUAUUUCAAGGUCUGAAUUUGAUGUGCAAAGGGAAAAUCUCUGUGUUGUCUCUGAAAAUUCCCAUAUUAAAGAUGAAUUAUCAUUAAUCACUGGUGACUCAGACAAGCAUGAGAUUGAGAGACGAGCAAGACGAGCUGCUCGUUUAACAAAGCUUCGAGAAUUAACAAAGAUAUUACAAACUCCUUCGAAAAUAUCCAAAACUUAUCCUGGGACAGCAGCCCACUCUGAUUUUAAUCCUCAGAAUGAACCAUUUAAUUUACAUACCUGUCCAUCUGUUGAAAAGUUAGAAAGUGCCGAACAACUGAUAGUCGAUUUUGGGGAUAAACAGUUGAACAGAGAAGCCACUGAUCUACAGUCAGUGGAAUCUGGCAGUCUUAAAGAGCCAAGCAAAGCCUUUUUAUUUAUAAUUAAGACAGUUGAACGACUCUCUCAACUGGAAAUAAAAAAGAUGAUCAUGGAAAGACUUAGGGCAUUAAUUGAAGCAGGACAGUCAUUUAUCAGAGCCUAUGUAUUCCCAUUUUCUCAUGCUACUUUUAUCGAUCUUACUAAUCCAUCUCUGAUGUAUCAGUCACUUAAUCCCUUAACCUCAGAGACUGCCCACAGUAUGGUGUUUGAGACAUGUCUUCAUGCAGCAAGAGGCCAGGGAGCCAUCCUAGAUGGAGAGUGUAUAGAUCGAGAUGCAGCAGAUAUAAUUCAGGCAGGCUAUUAUCUUAUUUAUAUUUUGUAUUAUAAAGACAGUGAUGAAACAUCUAAGGAUACAGUACACUGGACACUGAAUGAUUGCCCUAUCACUGGUCAAGAAUACCUGCGCGGUCAUUUGCAGUAUGUGUUGGGAAGCAGUGGGAAUAUGCAUUCCUUGGAGCUGCCCACAACUUCUGUGAUGCAGGCUGGUAGAGUUGCUGUUAUUGCAGAAAACUCUGUAGGGAAGGCUGUGUCUGCUGCCACACUCAACAUUGUUGAACCUGCAGGGUCAGAAGUAGAGCCAGCCAUGCCAGCAGUUCAUCAGACAACAAGAGAGGAGAGCCAUGUCUCCUCUAGCACCUCAUCAACAACAGUGUUCCAGAAGAGCACUGUCAUGGAGUCUAGCCACUUUACCAAAGUGGUGUCAGAUGGUACCACUGAUGAGAAGAGACAUAGCAUGGCUGCCACCUCCACCUCUCAUGUUCAGAAGGCUACAGGGCAGCCAACUGUCGAGGUCCAUGGUGCCCACUUGCAGGAGAUGAGACAGGAGGGAACUGCUCCACCAGUAAUCUGUGACAAGGUGAGUCUGGUUAAGAGAGAAGGUGAAAUAGUCACUCAGCAGAUCAGCCAAGACACAAGCACUGCUGCAUUCUCGCCACCUGCCAAGAAAAUUCUAAUUUCAAAGAAGAAGUCAAUGCCGGCAAGAUUUGUUGCUCCACUUCAAGGUGUUAUCACUAAGGAGGGUAGUCAAGUCACACUUGAAUGUAUCAUUGAUGGUUUCCCUGACCCAUCAGUAACUUGGACCCAUAAUGGUGGACCACUGAGUGAAGAUGCACAAGUGAAGACACACCUUAACAAGACUGCUGUGAUCAUUCCAAGAGUGAACCAGAGUCACUCUGGACACUACACCUGUCUGAUAGAGAAUGAAACUGGUUCAGCUCAGUGCACCUGUGAUGUCAUUGUUAAGAAGACUCAGUUCCCACCUGUAAUUUCAAAAAGACUGCAGCCUGCUGUGGUAGGCGUGAAUGAACGUCUUCAUUUAGAGAUUGAUGUUACUGGUACUCCCUCACCAGACGUGUCAUGGACAAAGGAUGGCCAGCCAAUUAGAGCCAGUGACCAUAUUGCUUUGAAAUCAGAGGGUACUAGGCACUUGUUAGUUAUUCAACUAGCCGAGCCAGGGGACUCGGGUAGAUAUGGUGUUAUUGCAUCCAAUCCUGCUGGUCGUGCAGAGUCUUUGGCUGAUGUCAUGGUAACUCAGCUAAUUCUCGACAAAGCUCCUCCUACACACAGAAUGAUGUUCACAGAUGUUACUGAUGAAGCUAAGAGAAAUAUCGAAUCUGUUGAAGAAGGGCAUGUGAAAACUAUAAAACGAGCUAUAGAGGAAGUUGCAGUAGAGGCACCACCUUCCUCUUCCCCAGCAAAAAUCCUCAAGGCUCCUGUUCCUAAGCCUUCUUUUGAAUUACCCACUACCCCUCAGGCCCCUCCAAUACCUGUCAAUGUUCCACAAGCCCCUCUUGAGCCAAUGAGGGAAGAGGAACUGGAGGUAAAACGACUUCCAGGCAAACUGAAGAAGGCAUGGCCGCCACCGCCACUUUCUGAUGAUGAAGCUGAUCACAUACCAAAAAUUGACACCAGUGUAGAGAUAACCUCUCAUAAUGUGUCUUCUAUUAUUUCAUCAUUUUCAGCCACCAGUGAAAUGCAGUCAUCAUAUAUAAGCCACACAGCUGUUCCAAAGCAACCUUCAAAGCCUAAACCACAGCCAAAGCUUCCAGAUGAGCUGAAUAUUGAGCUUGAGCCAGAACCAGCUCCUGAGUAUGGCUUUAUACCUCCCUCAGAACCUAUGGUGAUAGAAGAACCAGAGCCUGAGUUGCAACAGGAAAUUACCCCAGCAAGUCAACCAGAUGAGGGUUACACUCCACUGUUGGAUCCAAUGCUGGUGACUGAACCAGAGCCAGAUUUGCAGCACAAAAUUAUCCCCACAAGCCAGCCAGAUGCAUAUUACAUGCCACCAUCAGAGCCCAUGCUGGUUCCUGAACCAGAGCCGGAAUAUCUUGUUGCACAGUUACCUGAGCCAGUACAUGUACCUGAACCGCACAUUGAAUCUUUACAAACAUAUAAAUCACACAAGAUAAAAGAUGUGAUGGUAGCUGAACACUUCGAGUCUGGUUCUCAGCUGAGACAAGAGUACAAGAGAGUAUCUGCUCCCAUUGUAGAAACAUACAAGAUUCUAUCUCCUGUUCCUGAGGUUGUACCUGAACCUGUUCCAACUCCAGAACCAUGUAAAGCUAUAGCUCAGGAACAGUUUAAGGCUGCAACUCCAGAGCCACCAAGAGUUCCAUCCCCAGAGCCACCCAAAGUUCCAACCCCAGAGCCACCCAGAGUUCCAACCCCAGAGCCACCAAGAGUUCCAACUCCAGAGCCACCAAGAGUUCCAACCCCAGAGCCACCAAAAGUUCCAACCCCAGAGCCACCAAGAGUUUCAACCCCAGAGCCACCCAGAAUUCCAACCCCAGAACCACCCAGAAUUCCAACUCCAGAACCACCCAGAUUGCCAAGUCCAGAACCACCCAAAGUUCCAACCCCAGAGCCACCCAGAGUUCCAACUCCAGAACCACCCAAAGUUCCAACUCCAGAACCACCUAAAGUUCCAACCCCAGAACCACCCAGAGUUCCAACCCCAGAGCCACCCAAAGUUCCAACCCCUGAGCCUCCUAGAGUUCCAACUCCAGAGCCACCCAAAGUUCCAACACCAGAGCCACCCAAAGUUUCAACACCAGAGCCACCCAAAGUUCCAACCCCAGAGCCACCCAAAGCUCCAACACCAGAGCCACCCAAAGUUCCAACCCCAGAGCCACCUAAAGUUCCAACCCCAGAGCCUCUUAGAGUUCCAACUCCAGAGCCACCCAAAGUUCCUUCCACUGUUACAGUAGUAGAACAGAUCACGAAAGAAUCUUAUCAAGAACCCAAAAUAGAAAAAGAGGUGAAAAUGGAAACUAGUUCAGUUGAAACAAGUUUUUAUGAAUCCAAAAAAUCCUUAUCUAAAACUAGUUAUUCAACAGUGGAGACCAAGGUUUAUACAACCGGACUGUCAAGUCCUCCUGUUGAGCAGGUUGUAAAUGCACAAGAUGUUAUUUUGCAUCCCAGUCCUCUUGAACCAUCAUUUGAGAUCAGUGGUGCACAGGACCUUAUUAUUUCUGAAUCGGCUGUUGAAUCUUUGCCAGUGCAAGCACCUGAUGCAGUGGUAGUGGAUAAAAAAUUGCCUUCAGAAGAUGACUUAUUGGAGUACUUUGUCCCAGAAAGUGAGCAAGUAAUUGAAUUCAUACCAACUCCUGAACCAGUGCCCAGAGAACCAAGUCCAGAACCUGAAUCAAGUAUAUCUGAACAGGCAUUUUCAUCUAGACCUGAAGUAGGUUACAUUAGUGAUAUGAAACAUGAGAAAUUUCCUUCAGAUGUGUCAGCAUCUUUAAUAUCAUCAUCAGUAGGGAGAGAAAUGCAAACAAUGUUUGUCUCAUCAUCAAAUGUACAAACAAAAGUGUUUUCCCCAUUACCUCCACAAGAAACAGUGGAGCCAACUACACUAGAGUCCCAAAAACCAGAACGUCAACCUCUUCAGCCACUUAUAAUGCCUGACUACCACCAUCCUGAGCAGGAAAACAUUGAAGAAUCCAUUAAGCCCCCAAAACGUCCAGAGCGUGAUGAAGUAAAAGAACAAAGGAAACCAAAAAAGAAACGCGAAUCUGUUAUUCAGCUUGCAAAAAGAUUAGAAGAAUCUAUUCCAAUGUCUCCAGACGAGGUACCUGGUGGUGUUCGUAUGUUUCCGAGUCCAAAGCAACCUUCUACUCCUGUUCGUGAUGUACCUACUCCAACUCGAGAAACUCUAUCUGCAGAAGAUAAAAUGUUUGCAGACUUAAAAGGAGAAAAAUUUCCGGAGCUUGAACCUUUUCCAUUUACUGUGGAAGAAAGGCCAAGAAAAGAACGACCACGCAGUUUGCCUCCUCCCAUGCCACGGAAGUUUAUUCCUGGAUCCUUCACAGAUAGUGAAUAUGAGAGUGAUAUGGAAACUGAACACAGAAUCCAGCUUAAGAAAAUUAAAUUUGAAGUUCAGGAACCAACACCACGUCCAGCUUCAGCUGGAGCCGGACAAGAAAUACUUCCUCCAUCAGCCUUUGACACUCCUCCAGUUUUUGAAGGUGGAAUGAGACCUGAAAUCUUGAAAAAGGAGGAAGUAGUUAAAAAAGAACCAAAAUCUAUUACACCAAAGAAAAAGACAAAAAUCGUUGAAAAGUUUUUGGCUACUGCAGGUAAGAGCACAGAGCAAGAGAUAGCAAAGCCAGUUCCAAAGAAACUGACCAAGAAGGAUACGAAGCCCCCAAAAGCAGUAGAAACUAUAGAGAAACUGCCGCAACUUAUUGUUGAGGAAAAACAUGUCGGGAAACCCUCACCAAUAGUGCCAGAGCAGAUUGAUAUUGAAUUUGCAGGAGUAAAAUCACCAGGAAAGUUAGUUAAAUCUUGGCCCCCACAACCAGAUUCUCAAUUAACUAAAUCAUUAAAAAUGGAUAGAAGUUUUGUUACACAGCAGCAGACAUCUUCAGUGUCCUCAUUCUCUGAAACUAAAACACAUAAAUCUUCUGUGAGUUAUGAAACAAAAGAGUCUAAAGUGGUGAACUAUUCACACCACACUUCUAUUCCUGUCUCUGCUGUUGUCCCAGAAUGUGCUCCUGAGCCUGCCCAUCAAGCAGAAUCCAUACCUGAAUACAUACUUCAGCCAGAACCUGCACCAGAGUAUAUUCAGCCAGAACCUACACCACAGUAUAUUCAGCCUGAACCUGCACCAGAGUAUAUUCAGCCAGAACCUGCACCUGUGUAUGUUCAACCAGAACCUGCACCAGAGUAUAUUCAGCCAGAACCUGCACCAGAGUAUAGUGUUCAACUAGAACCUGCACCAGUGUAUGUUCAUCCAGAACCUGCACCAGUGUAUGUUCGUCCAGAACCUGCACCAGUGUAUGUUCAACCAGAACCUACACCAGAAUAUAUUCUUCAACCAGAACCUGCACCAGAGUAUAUUGUUCAACCAGAACCUGCACCAGAGUUUAUUGUUCAACCAGAACCUGUGCCAGAAUAUAUUCUUCAACCAGAACCUGUACAAGAAUAUGCUGCUCAGCCUAAACCAGCAACUGUGUCAGCUCCAGAACCUUUGGUUGAGGUUGUUCCUGCACCUGGAUUCAGAUCAGUGAGAGCUCCUACAUCGAAAACUACAAAAAUAAAGUCAUCUCCUGCACCCCCACCACCAUUUGACAUGACUCCUCCAGAAUUAUCAGCAGUUUCAAAAUCUGUCAAGUCAGAAGCAAAAACAACUAUUGUAACAAAAACUGCACAUGAAUCAGUAGUUACACAAGACAAAAAAACAGUAAGCAAACCUACUGUUCAAACUAUGACUAAACCCAUGGUUAAACCUGUAACUAAACCCAAAGUCAAACCUGUAACUGAACCCACAGUCAAACCUGUAACUAAACCCACAGUCAAACCUGUAACUGAGCCAACAAUCAUACCUCUACAGAAGCCUGAGCCUCCAUCUCAGUCAGUAUCAAGACCCCUGUGGAUUAGCAAAAAAGUAGGUGCUUGGCCACCUAGUUCUCAUGAUGAAACACCAAAUGCCAUUCCCACAUUGAAGACACGCUCUCAAUCUGCAGAACGACCUCGUGUAACAGAGUCUGCAACUCUUCCUGCAAGGCCUCAUGAAGCUCCACCUGCAAUAUAUUGGUCAAGUAAUGUCACACUUCAAGAGAAAAGAAUGUUAGGGCUUCAGGUAGUUCCUCAAGUGGAAACAGUCACUUCUACUACAGUUCAAGAAUCAAGUUCCAUGACUUCUAGACAGAUGAAAAAGAUGUCACAAACAUCUACAAAACAGAUUAAGACUGAUAUGACAGUACAGCAGAGGAAACCAACACCAGUAUCUGUGCAGAGUUCAGUUCCAUCUUUUAAGAAACCAAAUAUUCAGCCAAAGAAGGAAGUCUUUGUAAAGUCAUCUGCUCCUUCUAGGGAGAUUUCUGUUGUGUCUCCACUUAUACAGCUUCCUCCACUAGAACCAUUCCCAUUUUCAGUAGAACUUGAGAAAGAGAAAAAGCCUAGAGGAAAGGCACCAUCUAUGCCUAAAAAGUUUUAUCCUGGUUCAUUUACUGAGAGUGAGUAUGAAAGUGAUUAUGAUUCAAAAUCAGGAUCUUAUAGCAGACUGUACAUGAGUGACAGUGAAGCAGUGGGCUAUAGACCAAUGAAUAUUAAAAUGAAAAAAGGGAGAACAAAGAAGCCAAAGCAACCUUCCCCACCUCCACCAUCAACAUUUGGUCCUCCACCACCUUUUGAAACCAGACUUUUGCCAUUAAGCUUGUGUUUCUCAGAUGUAGAAUCUGAUAUUCCAACAUCAAGGGAGAGUACCCCAGUUCCUAGAACAGUAAUAAGUCAAAGUAAACAUAUAAUUCAUUCAGCAAAAUCUUUAGCUUCACAGAUAACUCCUGAAAAUAAACCCGUAAAACAACAAGAAAGGUUUAUUCAGAAGAAAGCUCCAAUAAUAACUCCAGCUCCAGCACCUAAGGUUACUCCACUCAGUCCAACCAAACCAUCUCCUGCUGUUGCUUCUAAGGUGCCUACUGUAACAUCAAAACCAGCAACUGUUACUAUAUCAAAGACAGUGAAGGAACCACCAGGAACACAGAUGACAAAAAGUGUUUCAUCAGUAACUUCUGCAAAGAAUAUUCAUACUAAUGUUCAGCAUGUAACUUCAGAGAAGCAUGUUCAAAUUACAGAGAAGCAAGAGAGAGGAGUAAAAAGCAUGAAGAAAAUGUUUGAGGGUAGUGGUCCAGUUCCUGUACCACAAGGCAUCAUAACGUCUCCACAUGUUCCAGUCCCUUCUGUUGUUGGGAUAAAGCCACUUGUGUCAUCCACUGGAGUUAAACCAGUCCAAAUACCCACUACAGCACCAAGUACUGCCCAAGUCUCCCAACCAAGUGAAGCAUCUGUCAGAUAUAUCCCUGUUGCUUGUGAAACCAAUGGGACAGAGAAAGUCACAAGUUCAAAUAAUAUAAAAGCAAAGCCUUCUUCACCAAAGUCAAGAAAGAAGAUGGAGAAUACCCAGAUAACAGCUCAAGAAUUGGAAGAAAGUGGUUAUGCAGCGGACACUGAAGGAACUCUUCCUCGGCGUAGUACUAAGACCAGCCAGUCUAUGAAUUCAUCUAACUUCAGUUCUUCAUUUAGCAAAAGUGAAAGUUUUAUGUCUUCAUCAUUCUCCAAGAGUGAAAGUAAAAGCUUCACAAGCUCUGAGUUUGGAAAAGUAGAACCUCCAUCAUUUGCUUCUGGCUUUGGCAUACCUGCAAGUGAUGGCUUUCCCCCAGAAGGUGGUUUUCCUUCAGGUUCCUUUUCCUUCCCUUCCACCCCAGCUUCUUCAGUAGGCCAGACCUCGCACUUCUCCAGUUCAUUCAAGUCGUCUGAAAGUAAAUCUUCCCAGAUGUUUACUAGCAGGUCAGAGGAAAUUCAUGAAGAAAGGCGAGGGGGUGAAGGCCCAAAGACAACAAAAGCAGCAGCACCACCACCACCACAACAAUCAGAGAAGAAACCAAAACAAAAAUAUGAAGAAUAUAGGAAAGAGACAAGGGGAAAGCCCGGUACAUCAAGCCCUUUCUCCGAGGACACAUAUUAUGCCAUGAAGGAUGAAAGUGAUGUUUCAACAGGUUCAUCCAGGACCCAAAAGAAGGUUGAAUUCAAGAGUGAAACACAUGUAGAAAUCAUGUCGGAUAAGAAAGUGGAAGUUUUUGAGAGCACAAGUGUAGAUGUUUCUCCACAACCAUCAAGAAAACAGGCAGUUAAAGUAGAGCAGAAAAUUGACAAAAAGACAAUUGAACCAAAAAUUGAGAAAUCAAAAGAAGUUUCUAAAUCUUUUAAGCAGUUUAAGGAAAUUAAAAGACCAGAAUCUCAAGAUUUAAAAAAGUCAGAGACUACAGUUAAAAGAGGAGAGCAUGUGACACACAUGCAGGUAACAAAAUCAGGUGUGCUAACAAAGCCUGUUGAAAAGUGUAAAACAGAUGGAAAAUUGAUAGAGAGUGUUCAGGUAGAUUCUGAGCUUAAAGUAAAACAAAUAAAAAAGUCCCAACAUGAAAAAGUAACAAAAGUGCCUGAAAUUCAUCCUCUUAAAUCUACAGGGCUUGUAAAACAGGCUGUUACUCAGCAGGUAAAAGAGAAAGAAGAGCUUGAUCUAAAACCUUUUCCAUUCAAGGUUGAACCUGAAAAACCUAAAAAGCCGAGAGGGGCUGUACCACCUCAGCCAACCAAGUUUGUAAAGGGAGAAUUCCACGAGAGUGAUUAUGAAAGUGACUAUGAGGGUCGUAUUCCACCAAAGUGGAAACCGUCAGACAGUGAUGCUGAAGAUCAAGGUUAUAGAAAAAUUAAGGUUUCAGUUGGAACACCAAAAGUUUCUCAGCCUCGUAUCAGAACACCAACCCCUCCAACAGUCUUUGAUGAGCCUCCACAAUUUGAAGGUCCUCCAAGGCCAAAGGUUGAUUUUCCAGAGUCUGAAACUGAAUAUGAACGGGAAAUAUCACCAGAGAUAAUUAUUCCAGAAAAAGUUGAAAUUUUAAUUCAUCCAGAACCACCACUAGUAGUGCCAAAGGAACCAAAAAUUUUUAAAUCACAACUCCAGAAAAAAGUAGCUCCUCCUAAAAGAUCCCCAUCACCAGUGUUAAAGCCUGGAUCACCACCUGUGGAAGAUUAUGUGCCACCACAGGCAGCAAAAUCGGCAUCAUUUUCUAAUGCUAUUGGUGUUGAGUCAACCAAAAUUACAAAACUAGCAGAUUCUAGUAAACAUCACCAGCGGUUUUUAACCAUGCAACAGACUACACGUGUUAUCAAGUUUACUGAUGCCCGAUCAACUACCACAACAGAGGCUCAAGAAUCAAGAUCAAAACCUUUGUUUAAAGAAGAACCUAAACAAAAACCUCUUCCAGUUCUGGAACCUUUUCCCUUUUCUCCUGAGCCAGAAAGGCCAAAGAGAGAGAGAGGUGCCCCACCACCCAAGCCUAAAAAGUUUCAAAAAGGUGAGUUUACUGAAAGUGAUUACGAGAGUGAUUAUGAAGGCCACAUCAAGCCAAAAUGGCAGCCUUCUGACAGUGAUGUAGAAAUUAGCUAUAAUAAAGUGAAACCAUGCCUUCAAUCUGACAGAACCCCUUCUAAGACUAGAGAACGAACACCCACCCCUCCUACUGUCUUUGACAGUCCACCUGAAAGUGGUGGACCAUGGAGACCAAUCAUUGAACCCCCAGAACCAGUUACUCAGAAGGAGCCAAGCUCUGAAGUUUUAAUUACUAAAGAACUGCCAAAGAAAAUUGAACCUCCAAAGAAAAUCACAGUAAAGAUACCUGCAAAAGUAGAAUAUGUAGAGAGGUCAGUGUCUCCUCCCCUCCCUUCACCAGGGCCCACCCCUGAAGAAGGUAUAAUUGUUCAAGAGACUCAGUAUGUUGUUGAUAAGGUUGACCUUAAGUCAAGAGUAAUAGCUCCUCCCAUGAAAGAGAUUCAAACAUACAAAGUUAAGCCGUACACAAAGAUAACUGAAAGAACAGAAAAAACUAUUACAAAUUUGAAACUAGAAGAAGAACUACGAAUAAAGAAAGAAAAGAAAGAAACUAAAAAGACAAUUAUCACAGAAAGUGAACAAGUCCCAACCCAGUUCCCACCACCAGCAAAAUCAGAACAGUUAACUAUAGAAACUGAAAAGUUCCAGGACCUGGAACCGUUCCCAUUUGAACCAGAUAAAGACAAGCCCAAACGGCAAAGAGGACCACCUCCUCCAAAGCCUAAAAAGUUUAUUAAGGGUGAAUUUAGGGAGAGUGACUAUGAUAGUGAUUAUGAGGGUAGAGUUCGUCCCAAGUGGAAACCACCUGACAGCGAUGUGGAAGACCCAGAGUAUACGCCAGUUAGACCACCCCCACCAACAGAAAGGCAUUCUUCCAAGAGCAAGGAACGUACUCCCACACCCCCUUCUAAGUUUGAGGUUCCUCCUGCAUCAGGAGGCCCUUUACGCCCAACAGUUGAUCCUGUAGAUAAACAUGUAGUGUUUGUGAAAGAGCCGUCGCCUGAAAUUAUCAUACCAAAAGUAAAGGCUCAACCUAUUUCUAAAAUUUCCAAGAUAACACCAAAAGCACCUGUUUUAAAACCUAAGGAACCAGAACCACAGAUACCCAAGAUACCAUCUCCUCCUCUACCAGAACCUGGGCCUCAACCAUUAAUUGGUUAUGUUCAAGUUAAAGCACCACCUAAAACAGAAGAAAAAGAUGAUGUUCAUAUUAAAAUGAUAAGAAAAAAAGUAGAAGCUAAAAAGGGCUUUCAGAUUGAUAUUGAUAUUACCGAUAUAUAUGAUUUUGUUUCUGAAUCAGAUCAUGAAAGACGUGAAAUAGAACAUAGCCAGACUAAACCCUUGCCAAAAUUGGUACCAUUUCCUUAUGAACCGGAUCCUGGUAGACCUAAGCGACAGCGAGGCCCACCUCCACCCCAACCAAAAAAGUUUAUGAAAGGAGAAUUCAGAGGUAGUGACUAUGAAAGUGACUAUGAAACUCCAAUUGCUCCCAAGUGGGCUCCUCCUGAUAGUGAGGGGGAGGAGCAUUUUUAUCGACGAGUUGCUCCUCCAGUUGGUGAAAUAGGGAAGCAACGAAGUGAAUCAUCUGGCAGGGACCCUUCACCCCCAUCCAAGUUUGAUCAGCCGCCUCACUUUGAAGGACCACCUCGCCCAGUUUUAGAGCUUUCAGAUCUACCAAGAAGAGAAAGAAGAGAGUCCUUAGAGGAGUACUCUAUCCCGAGAUUCCCAAUGGUUGAGUUUAAACCCUUUGAUCUAGAGGAUGAUGUCAUUGUUCAUCCUCAGGGAGCCAUCACAACAGACACAGAGACCGAAACAGAAUCACAUACCAAAGAAGGCAUUGAUAGAAGAUACGUUAAAUCAACACAAAAGGUAGUAAGUCACCAGUUUGAGGACAUGACUCAGACAUUCCGCCACAAAGCACAAAAAUUUGCUGAGCAGUUAGUGACAGAGGUAUUUGCUGCCAGGGAGGGCUCAGUGCCAGCUGAGCCAGCAGGUGAACCUCCAUCACUUCCUGAAGAGCUGAGAACACGUUCUGUCUCACCAGACUCCACUGCCAUGCCUCCAUCUACAACAGCUGCUUAUGAGGCUCUGUCACCAUCUACUCAGGAACCUCAAGCAUACAGAGAUGAAUCUAGAAUUUCUGAAUUUGGCACGAAACAUAUUGACCCAGAGACAGGUCUUAUCUACUUCAAAUAUGACUUUGGCUAUGAAUUUGGUGUAAUCCUACCCGGAGAAGCAAAGAAGGUGGAUAAGACAAAACAACUAAAUGGAGAUCAUAGUAAUGACAUCCCUAUUCCUGUCAUUCACGAAAAAACUGAUGCUUUUGCUAAAACUGGCAAAGAUAUUGCUAAGACCAAUGGUCAUGUACCUCAUCUGGAAACUACUGGCCCUCAGAAUGCACCAGCUAUAUUAAUUGAAGAUGCUGCAUCAAGAAAAGGCAGUUCUACCCAGACUCCUAGAACAGAUCACGUUUCUCCUCAACCAUCACUGCAGUCUGACAUCUCUGAAACCGACCGUGAGUAUCAACAGUAUAUGGGCAAGAUGAUUCCUGAAUUUGUGCCCAAGAAGCAGGCCCAAUUUCGCCCCAUCUCUGGUGACCCAUAUUCAGACAGUGAAGCAGAGUCAGAUCACCCAAGCCCAUCAAAGAUUGCAGAUUCGAGUCCUGGUAUCCAUAUGGGUCCCAAGAGUUUUGUGCCUCUGGUUCCUGGUGCAACUGUUCACCCCAAGCCACUUCCUUUUCAAGGAUCCUCAGCUGAUGCACUCUGCACAACAGACCUGGGAGUACUUGGGUCCCCUCUCAGCGCUACACCCCCUUCCACGCCUUCCACACCUCAUUCUGGUCCCCUAACACAGCCCACACGACCGCCACAUUACAUCACGCCACUACGCGAUCUGGCAGUAGUGUCAGGAGAGGUACUGCGCCUAGAAUGCGUAGUGCAGGCGGACCCACCCGUACAGGUGACAUGGUCCAAAGGGGGCAGCAUCCUCCAGAAUGGACCAGACUACCAGAUAGUCUACAGAAACGGUGUUUGUAGACUCAUCAUUCCCCAGGUCUUUCCAGAGGAUGAAGGAGUAUUCACGUGCACUGCUGUUAAUCUACUUGGGAUGGACUCCACUAGUGCUACUGUCUGCAUCACAGGUGAGAAGAAGUAAUCUUCAAGACGAGUUGAGUCUCCUUCUGCUACUACUGCUGCGGGUACUUCUGAUGCUGGGGCUGCUACAGUCUUCUGUCAAAGACUUGUAUGGUGGUGGUGGUAUUGUAGUAAUGAAUGAUUUCAGUGCUAGAUAUUUCUCUAUGUAAGCUCUCUGUCUUUAAUUAAGUCAGUUUCACUCCUCUUAAUCUGGCCUGGGUACUGUUUUACUUUUAAGUUCUAUUAAUAUAAGAAACUAAAAUAAUUAGUAUGUAAAUGUAUCAGUUUUGUAAUUGGUGUUGGUAAUGGCAUUUGAAUUUUGUUUUACCAAAAUAAUUAUUUUAGAGAUGUACUGUAUUACAAUUAGGUAUCAGAACUUUAGAAAAAUUCUUUUCCUCACACUGGAUUGUAAAGAUAAACAGUGAAAUGCAUUUAGAACACAGAAUAUUUUAAAGGUCACACACAUGAUAAGAGGUCAUUUUAAA